Molecule: messenger RNA, 2406 nt
Organism: Uloborus diversus
Lineage: Eukaryota; Metazoa; Arthropoda; Arachnida; Araneae; Uloboridae
Exons: 5
Coding region: 1-2406 (801 amino acids)
Cellular component (GO): plasma membrane
Molecular function (GO): protein binding
Source: RefSeq, a predicted model, not a curated record
AUGGGAUGGCCGUCCCCUCCCCUCGUCCUGCUGUGUCUGCUGGGCCAGUGCUGGGCCGCCUGCCGCCUCUCCCAAUUCGCCUGCGACAACGGACGCUGUGUCGAGUCUGGAAGGUUCUGCGACGGCAACGACGACUGUGGAGACUUGAGCGACGAACCGCCCGCCUGCACAAAUUGUAACCGAACUUUUUUUGCGGAGGCGAAUGUAAAGACACCUUUACGCAUGACGACUCCCUUCCAGAGACCCCUACCUUAUGUCUGCAAUAUGAAUUUCGUUGCGGCGGGCGGUCAGUAUGGUGACAUUGUCCAGCUGACAUUCCUUUCUUUUCAAAUAGGAACUCUUGAGCAGGAUGAAAGUCUCUCUCCAGCCUGUUUGAAAGGAUAUCUGCAAAUCAUAGAGCCACCAGCAAUGACAAGUGCUUUGCGAAGUCAGCAAACGAGGGGCUUCUCCCAGCUUAUGUCUGCUUUGAAAGAACCCACGGAGCAAUUGUCUUCCCUCUUCGACACCACAAGGGGGACUCCGGAAUUCGGUCGUUUGUGCGGCGAUAUGAUUGGCAAAAGUGCAACCUUUUACACCGAGGGCAACAAUGUCACAUUACGUGUCGUCAUACCAGGAAAAACUGCCCUACAUCCUUUUUCAUUCAGUGUUUAUCUAACGUACAAAUAUUUAUCCAAAGACAUGAUAUCACAACCGACUGGAUCACAAACGUCGCAACCAACUGUGCAACAUGAACAGCAACAGCAUCAUCAACAGCAGCAGCAGCCACAGCAGCAGCAGCAUCCAGCCGCUGUCAACACACCAGUGCUCAUAAGCAACAGCAACUAUUACGGGACGAGGCUUAUGAACACUUAUUGUGACAGAGUACUUGUUAAUUGUGAUCGCAAGCGUUGUUCAAUUCGAUCGCCUAAUUUCCCAGGAUUUUAUUUAAGAAACAUUACUUGCCAUUUUUGGGUAAGACAGGAUCACGUGCCACACGGCAAGCAUGCGAAUAUUGUGCUAUCACAGACUAACGAAUACAAGAUAUCGCUUUACACUGGAAGGUCAAGUCCCAUGUCGUUCCCUCAUGUGUCUUUAACGGAAGAAUGCCAUAGUGACGUCAUCAGGAUAUUUGAUGGACCUAGCACGACAUCACCACUUUUGAUUGAGUUUUGUGGAGCUGGAAAUCUUCCUGAAGUGAUAUCAAGUAGCCCUGAAGUUUUAGUGCAGUUAUAUAGUGCACCAAACCAAGUGAUGCACAACUCAUAUGCAGAACUUAAUGUUGAAGUGCGCUUUUCUGACACCAUGGACUACAGAGCGCACAACGGACGAUGUGACUUUACCAUUGACGGCUCGAAAAGACGCCAUGGACUUGUAUAUAAUCCUAGGCAUACUGUUCCUCGAAACACAACUUGUUCCUUUCGGCUACAGGGAGAAAGUGCCCAUGAUCGCGUGUGGUACUACUUCUUGUCAUAUUUUGUUGAAGACAGACAUCCGUGGUCAAGAAGAGAAACUUGCGAAGUAGGAAAAUUAGAAAUUUAUGAGCUAGGCAGUAGUUCUAGGAAAAGAGACGCAGCGGCUCUGCUUGUCACUGGUGAUUUAGAUGAAGACACGGCAGAAAGAAUGUCUGUGGAAAGAAGGAAUGAUGAGCCUUCUUAUAAGUUCUGUGAAAAGACUUCACCGAAAGUGUGUGCGCGCGCGGGAGAAAACACAGAUUAUGUCCCAGUCCGUCCAUGUAAGGUUCCCCACGAAAGCUACUUGUCACGUGGUCCGGGUUUAGUCAUCCGGCAUAAUGUUUAUACAACACCCGAAUUAUCAUCAACUUCCAGCAGUUCGUUCACUCUGCGAUAUGAGUUUGUGGAUAUGAGGCAGCAUGGUAUACCCGUUGCUGGAAGUCCAUCUUCUUGCAAUCGUCGAUUCGACAGUCGUACGAACCAUAUCGGUACUGUCUCAUCCCCUAAGAACAUUUUCCUGUUCGGUAGGGGUGGUUCAGAUAACAUUUCGUGUUCUUACGAAUUCAUUGGACUGCCCAGUGAACGUGUUGUCUUGACAUUCACGGAUAUACGACUGCAGUCCUCAAACUGCGAACACUUCUACGAUUCUGUGGUUCAAAGACAUACGUGCAAAGUUUAUAGAAACACGGGAGGUGUUUUGCGAACAGCUGUGAUUAACGUUGUGGAGAAAACAACGGGGCACGUGCAAUCUCCUCUUGCAUGUUUUUGUGAUUUGAGAUCGCAGCCGAGACGACCACUUGUUAUUGAAUCAGUGACAAAUCAUGUGUUUGUGUCGUUUUCAGUGAGUGGAAUGACUCCUUUUGAUGACUUCAAACAAUUUGGAUUUGAAGCUGUGUAUGAGUUUUUGCCUAUUUCAUUAUGCGAAGCAAAUAUUCGGCGCAAGAAUGGAUCCAGUGAAGGUGAAGUUUUACACUGA